Rhododendron vialii is the source of this 639-nucleotide messenger RNA. RefSeq lists its product as uncharacterized. NCBI's taxonomy places the organism in Eukaryota, Viridiplantae, Streptophyta, Magnoliopsida, Ericales, Ericaceae. The record is from RefSeq and is a predicted model, not a curated record. The coding region runs from base 82 to 342 and encodes 86 amino acids. The transcript has 3 exons.
CAAGGGGAUCAAGCCACACAAGGUCAGGCAUCUCAAAGUGAAAUUUCAUCCCAGUGUGUUACACAAACUGAAUCUGCAGUUAUGACUUUCACAGGUUCCAAUGAGCAAGCUGGAAGCAGAGAAAGAGGGAGAACAAAUGGUAGGGGUAGAGGAAGGGGGAGAAAUACUUCAGUUACACAUAAUGAAGGUGGAAGAGGUUCCAAUGAAAAUGCUGGUACUAAAGGAAAAGGUAGAACAAAUGCUAGGGGCAGAAGAAGGAGAAAAGAUGUGGGCAGAGGAAGGGGAACAAGUGUGAGCAGAGGAAGGGGAACAAGUGGGAGCAGUGAGUAUGCUCAGUUUUGAGACUUAUUUGAUCUGCUUAUGGACUUAAUUACUAAGUAGACUGCACUUAUGAACUUAAUUACUAGGUAAAUGGUGUUAUACAUGGGUCUUAGUUGCAACUCACUUUUAUUUUAUGUUUUUUUGUAAGUGAGUUGCAACUGAGAUGAUUCUUUUGGUAUAGAUGCAAAUGGUACUGGUAUAGAUGCAAAUGGUGCUAGUGUAGAUGUAAAUCAGUGGAUGCACGUGACCUUUUUUGGGAUGCACAUGGCCUUUUUUUGUAUGCACAUGGCAUUUCUUUUGGUAUAAAUACAAUGGUGU